Messenger RNA from Lolium rigidum, 1551 nucleotides. Its product is annotated as lysosomal Pro-X carboxypeptidase-like. The transcript is spliced from 9 exons. Gene Ontology annotation, molecular function: dipeptidyl-peptidase activity; serine-type exopeptidase activity. The coding region runs from base 1 to 1551 and encodes 516 amino acids. Gene Ontology annotation, biological process: proteolysis. The record is from RefSeq and is a predicted model, not a curated record. Lineage: Eukaryota; Viridiplantae; Streptophyta; Magnoliopsida; Poales; Poaceae.
AUGGAGCGACGCAUCAUCGUCCUCCUCUCCCUUCUCCUCACCCUACUCCUCUCGUGCCAUGCAUCCGCAGCCGGCGGCACCCAGGCGAGGCGGCGGCAUACGUCGCCGCUGGCGCGUCACCAGCGCGUGAUCACCGCGGAGGCAGCGGCGACCGCCGCGGCCACGGGCGUGCCGGCGAUGGUGAAGUACGAGACGCGGUACUACACGCAGCGGCUGGACCACUUCAAUGCGGCGCCGGCGAGCUACCGCACGUUCCAGCAGAGGUACCUGGUGAACGCCACUUACUGGGGCGGCAAGACGGCGCCGAUCUUCGUGUACGCCGGAAACGAGGGCAACGUCGAGCUCUUCACCAACAACACAGGGUUCAUGUGGGAGCUCGCGCCCAGCUUCCGGGCCAUGCUCGUCUUCAUCGAGCAUCGGUACUACGGGCACUCGGUGCCUUUCGGUAGCGAGGAGGCGGCCUUCAGGAACACGAGCACGGCGGGGUACCUGACGACGACGCAGGCCAUCGCCGACUACGCCACGCUCGUUCAGAGCCUCAAGUCCAACCUCAGCGCCCACGCGGCACCGGUCAUCGUCUUUGGCGGAUCCUACGGCGGCAUGCUGGCGGCGUGGAUGAGGAUGAAGUACCCGCACGUGGUCAUUGGCGCCAUUGCGUCGUCGGCGCCAAUUCUCAGCUUCUACGGCCUCGCCGAGCCCUACGCCUUCUACGACAUCAUCUCUAACGAUUUCAAGAGUGAGAGCCAAAAUUGCCACGACGUGCUGAUGAACUCUUGGAAAGAGCUGGACAAGGCGCUCUCCAAUGAGGCAGGUCGGGCGAAGCUCAACAGUACAUUCAAGAUGUGCCGAGCAAGCAGCGUGGACGCGAUACCAAACUUGCUCGACACUGCCAUCGUCUACUCCGCCAUGACGGACUACCCGACGGAGUCCGGCUUCCUCACUCCCCUUCCUCCUUAUCCCGUCAAAGCGAUUUGCCGGGCGAUCGACCACCCAUCGGCGGGCAAGGACACCUUCUCGAGGAUCAACGACGCCAUGAUGGUCUACUACAACUACACCGGCCAUGCAGACUGCCUUGGCGACGCCGAGGAGAACGACCCCUACGGCAUGUACGAUGGCUGGGACUGGCAGGCAUGCACGGAGAUGAUUCUCAUGAGCUACGGCAUCCGUAACGGCAGCGUCCUCCCGCCAGAGCCCUUCAACUUCACCGAGGUCCUUGACGGCUGCCGCGCCUCCACCGGACUGCCGCCACGCCCAUACUGGAUCACCACCGAGUUCGGCGGAUUCGAUAUUGCACAUGUUUUGAAGAGAACUGCUAGCAACAUUGUCUUCUUCAACGGGCUGCGGGAUCCGUGGAGCAGCGGCGGUGUACUGAAGAGCAUCUCCAAAAGCGUCAUUGCGCUGGUUGAGCCAAAAGGUUCACAUCAUGUAGACUUGAGAUUCUCCAGCAAGGAAGACCCCGAUUGGCUUAAGCAAGUGCGGGUAAAGGAGACGAGAAUCAUAGCCCAUUGGCUCAGACAAUACUACAAAGAUGAAGCCAUGGGCCAUAAGUAG